Capronia coronata CBS 617.96 is the source of this 1101-nucleotide messenger RNA. RefSeq lists its product as uncharacterized. The record is from RefSeq and is a predicted model, not a curated record. Bases 1 to 1101 code for a protein of 366 amino acids. The transcript has 2 exons. NCBI's taxonomy places the organism in Eukaryota, Fungi, Ascomycota, Eurotiomycetes, Chaetothyriales, Herpotrichiellaceae.
AUGAUUGAGAUGGAUCAAGAAAUCCAAAGAGCGUGGACACGGCAUCAGUUCGACCCUGACAGGUUCACUUCCGAGUCGGUAAAGGAAAAGUGCAGACGAAUCCUGGAAGAGGUUCGCCUCGAGGAAGAACGCGAGCGGAAACUUCGAGAGCGGAGGAGGGAUCUCGAUGUAGAGAUACGGGAGAUUCAAGACAGAUACUUACACCAUUAUCCGUACCAUGAUCUGGUUCGUCGUCGUACGCAGGCAGCGGCUGAGGGUACGGAGGCUAAAGGCGAGGCGCAGGAGCCUGAGGCUGCGGACGACAAAAGUGGUCCAUCAAUAGUCUUUGCAGAGUCGCUACUCCUCUUAGCCCACCCCAACGACAAGCUGAUCAGCAUGGCAGACGAUGACUGGACAUACCGACGUCGAAGGAUCCCGAUCACCAAAGGAUGGGGGCCUUGUAAGAGAACUUACUGGGUACCUGUCGAUGAGCACUACCGUGGCAAUGACGGUCGGAGGACGCGGACGCUCUCCAGAACAAUAGGACUUGAUCCCGAUGCAUUGCCUGAAAGAAGAAGAGGAGGGGUAUACUACCUCGAUGACGACUAUGAGCCUAGAGACUACGCAGGGUUCCGUGAGAUCAUGCACGAUGACAGAGCCGGCCGUGAUGAACGCGUUCAGCAGCGAUAUCCAGACGAAGGAUGGAACGCGGUAUGGCCGUGGCAACCACCCAUACCGUGGGAUGCCCUAGACCCGGCCAUAGCAGAGGACCUGCAGCAGUUGGAAAACAUGCGAGCUCAGCAACACCAGGAGCGCAUGGAUCGACAGAACCAGGAAAUCAAUGAAAUAGACGGUCGGGCUGUUCAACACAUUCAGGGGAUGCAGGAGAAUCAGCAAGAGGGAGGGGACGAGGGCAGACUCCAACGACUGCGAGCUGAGAUGGCAGCCGAUGAUGAGAAUCGAAGAAGACGGCGAGAAGAGGAUGACAGACGAGAACACCGAAUGGAGCGAGCCCGUCGUGAGCAGUAUCAUUGGGAGCAAGAGAGAGAUCGAGACCGAGAGCGGCGGGCGAGACGGAGAGGAAGGCCACAGGGCCGAUGGGGGCGAUUGGAUCGGUGGUAA